CCCCCCGGGGUGUCCCUCCGCGGCGCCUCCGUGUUAGCUCCAUUCAGUGGCGGGUUCCGCGGCGGGCGCAGCUCGGGCUGUUCUCGAUAGGAACAGGUCGCCGUCCGGCAUCGCUCAGCGGGCAGCAGCCGCAGGAGGACGAGGUGCAGCACAGGAGCAGGAGAUGUUCUCCCGACUGAGAGCAGCCGCCGCCCCGUGCGCGAUGGCGCGCCGUGGCAUCCACAUGAAGGAGAAGGGGAAGCCACUGAUGCUGAACCCACGGACAAACAAGGGAAUGGCCUUUACCUUACACGAGAGGCAAAUGCUUGGGCUGCAAGGACUUCUACCUCCUAAAAUAGAGACACAGGACAUCCAAGCCUUACGGUUCCACAAGAAUUUGGCAAAAAUGACAGACCCCUUGGAGAAGUAUAUCUAUAUAAUGGGCAUCCAGGAGAGAAAUGAAAAGCUGUUCUAUAGGGUGUUACAGGACGACAUUGAACGGCUGAUGCCAAUUGUGUACACGCCAACAGUAGGCCUUGCCUGCUCCCAGUACGGACACAUCUUCAGGAGACCAAAAGGAUUAUUUAUUUCCAUCUCAGACAGAGGCCACAUAAGGUCAAUUGUGAACAACUGGCCGGAGAACGACGUUAAGGCUGUUGUCGUCACUGACGGAGAAAGAAUAUUGGGUCUGGGAGACCUGGGAGUGUAUGGGAUGGGAAUUCCAGUGGGGAAACUCUGCUUGUAUACAGCCUGUGCAGGAAUACAUCCAGAUAAAUGCUUGCCUGUGUGCAUCGACGUUGGAACCGAUAACAUAACGCUCUUAAAAGAUCCGUUUUACAUGGGCCUGUACCAGAAGAGGGAUCGCUCGCAGGUCUACGAUGACCUGAUUGAUGAAUUUAUGGAGGCCAUUACAGACAGGUAUGGCCAGAACACGCUUAUCCAGUUUGAAGACUUUGGAAACCACAACGCUUUCCGUUUCUUAAGAAAAUACAGAGAGAAAUACUGUACCUUCAAUGACGAUAUCCAAGGGACAGCUUCAGUGGCCUUGGCAGGACUGCUGGCAGCACAGAAAGCCACUGGCAGACCACUUACAGAGCAGAAGGUGCUGUUCCUUGGGGCAGGAGAGGCUGCCCUGGGAAUUGCAAACCUCAUUGUUAUGGCCAUGGUGGAAAGUGGUGUUUCUGCCGAGGAAGCCUACGGGAGAAUAUGGAUGUUUGACAAGCACGGUUUGCUGGUCCAGGGCCGAGAACAAAAGGUGGAUUCCAACCAAGAACCGUUUACACACCGGGCUCCAGAGCAGAUACCAAAGACGUUUGUAGAGGCGGUGAAUGUACUUCGGCCCUCAGCCAUCAUCGGAGUGGCAGGGGCUGGGAGGCUCUUCUCCCACGAGGUGAUCAAAGCCAUGGCUGCCAUCAACGAGCGACCCAUCAUAUUCGCGCUGAGCAACCCCACGGUGAAGGCUGAGUGCACGGCAGAGGAGGCAUACACGUUAACAGAGGGCCGUUGCUUGUUUGCCAGUGGCAGUCCCUUUGACCUGGUGACUCUGAAGGACGGGAGGACCUUCAAGCCCGGCCAAGGAAACAAUGCUUACAUUUUCCCAGGCGUGGCUCUGGCUGUGAUCCUCAGCAGUGUCCGGCACAUCAGCGACAAGGUUUUCCUGGAGGCUGCUAAGGCACUGGCGGAACAGUUGAGUGAUGAAGAACUUGCACAAGGAAGACUUUACCCUCCACUGUCCAAUAUCAGGGAAGUUUCUAUUUCUAUUGCUGUCAAGGUGAUGGAGUUUUUGUACGCCAACAACAUGGCUUUCCACUACCCCGAGCCCGAGGACAAGGACCGCUACAUCCGCUCCAAGGUCUGGUCCUACGAGUACGAGUCCUUCAUGCCGGACGUGUACGACUGGCCCGAGUCCAAGGUCCACUGAGGCACCGCCGCGCCGCACUCCUCAGGCAGCAUCUUCUACUCUGCAGGGAUCCCUUCUUCAGACCAACUUAAAUCAUAAUCUGUAAUUUAUUUUCGCUCGUUUCGUUGUCUUUUCCCCCCUCCCCUCCCCACCCCCCCUUUGCUCUGUUUUUUUUCACUCCACGUUGAUUUCUCCCCACUCCCUCCCCUCUCCCCCCCCCCCCCCCCCGGUUCACCUGUUAAACUGUAUGGAUGAUGGCAUCCUGCCACGGGGAUGAGAGAGCCCUCCAAAACGAAUUUGAACGAUGACAUUGCAUUUCUAGCUUAGAGCCAGCGCCACACUGAAGAAUUCUGUUAAUGAUGUUUUAGCUAAACGGGUUUGACAACGAGCUUAUAGCUCCCCCUCAUCGCUGCCUGAUCUCCUGAGUGAUUUGUUUCUGCCUUUAGUAAUCAGUCUUCUGAUUGCCCUGGCGUUGUCACGCGGUGACAUCAACAGAGAGCACUUGUCAAAAAAAACCAAAAAAAAAACCCCGGAUGCUUCAAGGUGAAUUUGACAGUCCGGUGGGCUUUGUUUGAUGUUUAAAGAUGCCCGUGUCCAGGCUGCUCGGCGGCAUUGUCUGCUCCAUUUCCUUGGGCAGCAGCGCCGUGUACGCCUCUGGAAUCUGCAGCAGAGCUUUUGCUUGUUUUGUUUCCAUCGCCGCGUGCAAUCUGUUCUCGGGGAGAAAUGUGAGCUGGUUGAAAUUAUCCUUGGAAAGCCUGAAAACAGUAUUAAUCACUUCGUAGCUUUUGAAAAACAGAGCUGUGCUGUCGCAUAACAAAUUUUUAUCAGGUAAGCGCAGGAUCUGAAGUAAUAACCAGAAAUCUUUUAGAGGUUUUGCAAUGAGAUUUUUAUGCACUGGACUGCGAGGUGAGGUACCAAAGGAUUUUUCUUUUUUUCUUAAAAUUUUUUUUCUUCUGAAUUUUUCUCCCUUGCAUCCCCCUGUUCUCACAGAAAGACUCGUGUAUGAUGUCUUUAUGAAUUGCUGACUCGAAAACUCCUGAGUGGGCUCGCUCACCACUUUGAACUAACACUCCACGGGCAGCUGACGAAGCUGAAACAGCAAGUGUUGACAGGCAGCUAUUAACACACCCAUUUACGCGGGUUUGGCUGAAUGUUUCCUGUGGUCUCAGCCCGGUGUUUUCAGGUCAGUCUGAGCGCUGGACUCUAAAGACGCAAAGCCUGCGAGCUCUGCCUCGAUCACUCCACCUUCCCCGCUCCAUUCUCAGGCUCAGCUCCUCAGAGCUCUCGUGUGAGAACAAAAACUGCAGGCUGAAUUUUUUUUCCCUUGAAACGGACGGCCCUGCAGGUUUGUUUACAGAUGCCGCAGUGUGCGCCGGUGUCGAGCUGUUUGUUUCGUGGGUGUGGGGCCGAAGUGCCCUCUGUUACUUUGUACGGGCAGGCAAGGACACCCUGUGAUAGCUGCAGCUUCCCUGGAUCUGUUCUCUGCAGCAGGAACAGCGACAUGUCAGGAACAGAAAUAAAGAUAACGUGCUGUUCUGCAGUUUGCUGCAUCGAGGCACAAAAAAAAAGGACAAGAGUAAAUAAAUAGAUAUAUGUAGCGAGGCUGUGCUGGCAAACGUGAGGGCAGAAUCCAAAGGCAUAAAGUAAAGCUUGCCCAGGAUUUAACCAUGGCAAGCAACCUCUCUCACAUCUUCAUUUAUGUGGGAAAACGCAGUCUCCACAGAAUAGGCCAAAAAUAGAGCAGGGGAAAACAGUCUCAGCACCCCCUUUGGACGUGAUCUCUGGCACUUACAGCCUAAUGUCCGGGUUUGAAAUUAUGUUCAUGUAUUAAAAUGCAAGGAACAGUAAGCUUUGGGAAGGCUUUACCUAAGUGGGGGCAGAAGACUGAUUAUAUAAACACAGAAAACAGUGAUGUGGGGAAGAAACUGUGGUAUCCAACCUGUGGUAAAGGGCUGUGUGGUGCUGCUCAAAGUGCUUCAUUGUCAAGUCAGGCAGUGCACGGGGUUUGGAACUUGCACAUGUAAUAUAAAGACCAACACACACACAAUAUGAUGUUUUUACAGAGAAUGCUUUUUUCAUCUAUUUUUGCUAUGCCUGGUUUUUAUUGUAUUUAAAUUUUUUGUGAUCUUCCUGGAGAUUAUUUAUUUAGCGUAUGAAUUGUUGUUUUGCCUUCCGAAAAAAAAUCCAGCUCUAUCUGAGGCCUGUUGUAGUGUGUCAGUGGAGUUCUGCAUCACUGGAUUCCAGUAUAUUGGGAACACACACUCCCUCCCUUCUGCCAGGAGUCUAAUUAGGCAGAUGAGUAACAAAAAUACCCAAUGCACUGAUCUCAUGUCCGGGCUGAGAACGGUCACGGAGGCAGAGCAGUCGGUCCCUAAGUACAACUCUGUCUCAGAAAAUAAAGAUCUGCCUCCACCUCUUCAGUCUGAUUAUUUUUUUUCCAGGCAAGAAGUGCAGUCACUGUCCAUAACCAGUGGGUGUUGAUAGUCCUCAGGAGAACCUGGAGCUGGGGAGAGCAGUGUUACCUGUGCACAGCAGCAGUUUUUGCCUGGGGCAGGAGUGACUGCGGUUCACACACGGGGAGGAUGCCUGUUCUGUGCAGUGCAGUCUUUUCCCUUCCUGGCACGGGCUCCCUGCUGUCUUUAAGCAGAUGCCAAGGGGGAUUGUUGAGAACUGGCUGGCAGUGGGGGUUUUCCCAAUUUUUCUGGCAAUCCAACAGCACAGGUGAGGGAGAAAUCAGUCCUUGGCUGACCUGGAGGCUCCGGUUAAAGUGCCCAGCCCUGGUGGGGCUGUGGGCUUGUCAGAGCUCAGGGGCAGAGAAGGCCUGGCUGUGCCCCCCGAGCUGUCCCUGUCAGGGCAGCUGGGUGGUACCAGUCAGACCUUAUCUGUUACUCCCAUGGGCUUUGUCUGACCAGCUUCUUUAGGUUGCAGUAGAGAGGUGGUGGAAUUUUCCCUUUAAUGUGCAGCCAUUGCUUUCUGUUGGCAACAGGCAACGUGCCAGCUCACGUUUUAAAUCCAUUUUGCCCUCCCUUUUGCCUUUUCCAGAAUUUUUUUUUUCUAAAGGUGCAUAAGUCCAUCUUCAGUCUUCUGUAUUCUUCAGAUACAAUUAAUCUCUGAAUUAAUUACAGCUGCUAAUCUUGCUGCUUAGUAAGGAGCCCGCAGUGUCUUUUUCAUAUUCAACUUAGCCUGAUUUUUUUUCUGUUUGCUGAUUUAUUUAAAAGUAUUUACUGAUCUGUAUCUACACAGAAAUUUCUCUUACACAGUGUGCAAAGGGAAACAGUGGUCACCAGGAUGCAUUUUGUGAUGCUACAGAGUGUAAGUUAAAAGAAUGCAUCAUCUAAAGGAUAACUAGUGUUCUGGCUUGUCACACAGCCCUGGUGGCUUUUGCCCUCCAAAUGGUAUAAAGGGCUCUUUGGGGUGUGCAGAACCCUUCUGAGAGGAUCAGGAACUCCCACCAAGGUCAGUCCUUUCCAGGAUUUGUCCUUGAAAUCAGCAGGAGCAGGACUGAGCCUCUUGGCAGCAACCUGUUUUGGGGAUAUUACAGAUAACUGGUGGAGUGCAGCCUUUUUUUUUUUUUUUUUUUAAUGAAAAUGCGCGUGUUUUUGUUCAAAGAUGUUACAAAGGUUUGUGUGUUCCCGAAGCCUCUGCCCUGGCGCCAACGUGACGGGCAGGAGACGACCAUUAGGAAACAUUGUACCUGAUAGGGUCUGAAACCCCAAACGUGACUCGUGGCACAAGUCCCCGGUGAUGUCUGUGAGCAGUGAUGCAUCCUGAUGUGCUGUGUUUGUUUUCCAAGCUUAAAGCCAAGCGACACUUUACGUGCAGAGUGGUGUGUGACAGGUUUCCCGUGGCGUGUCUUCUCUGUAACUGUUGUUUCCAGCACUCUGUUUUACAAAAGUGGGGAUAAAGUAACUCUCUGUCGCGCUGCUCUGGUGGUAACUGCAGAGAUGAGUGAUACACCUUUUAGUUUCUCAUUAGGAGCCCUGCGUGUGGGAGAGUGGGGAUCACUAUUGCACAGCUCAAACUGUGCAUUUUACUUCAGCUGACUCUGGGCCAAAGCCAAUCCCAAGUUGUUGUUCUUUUGCUCCGGGUCCUCUUGACCUCAGAGGUGCAGAUUUGAACUCCUCUGCCCGUUGGAUAAAAGUUAUCUGCAGGACUCUCAGAUCAGACUGUAAGAACACUUUGGACUCCUGUCUCAGCUGCAAGUGCUAUUCCUGAACUGGAGAAAACCACUGUUGUCUUUGGACUCUUUUUAGGGUGGUGUGUACUGCUAUCCCGUUCUAUAACAGCCAUAUGUGACAGGCAGGGACUGGAGUUAACACUGAGUACUGGAGCAAGGAGGAAAUACAGAGCAAACCUCUAACUGCACCCACUGGGCAGCUGAAUUUGAGCAGAGUCACUCAGCUGCUGCUGGCCAGGGGACAUCUGAUUCUGUGUGGACCUGCCUUGACCGACCUACCCACCUGCCCACCCCGAAAUGCACAUCACCACGGCGUCAGGAACCCGGGAUGAGCGGCCAGGAAGGUCCAUCAGGACUCACCCCUGCAUCCUCCCGUGGCUGCCCGGGUCGCAGCCCCCCGUGGUGAUGGGGAUGGAGAUGGAGAUGGAGAUGAUGGAGAUGGAGAUGGAGAUGAUGGAGAUGGAGAUGGUGAUGGAGAUGGAGAUGGAGAUGGUGAUGGAGAUGCUCCUUGGUGGCUGCUCCGGAGGGAGAUGUCCCGACACCUGCAUCCCAGUGGCACGGGGGACCACGGCUACAGCUGGUGCAAAAAGUGUCCUCUGGCAUGGGGUGUUCUGCUCGUGCUGCAGGAACCCCACGGUGGGCGUUGGUACCCCCCAGACUCAGCUCUGCGAGUUCCACUGGCUUUGGCCCAGCCAUCCUCCGGGUGGUUACACUCUGACAGGGAUAAGAACACUUCUAGGACUACACAGACGUAGUGAGGUGGCUGGUUGGUCAGUAAAACAGCAAAAUAACCUGCGUUUGUUUCUGUCUUACACAUAUCUACCUUACACAACUCAGCGUAGGUCUGCUGGGGCACUUGUGAGGACAGUUCUAGCCUGAUCUGUGCGGGGUUGGCUGUGCCUGGGAGGGUCAUUGCUCAGCUGAAACUAAAACUGUGUAAAUGUGGAUUGGUUAUGGUUUUUGGUUUUGUUUUUUUUUUCCCCCUCCUUUAUAACGUUGUAACUCUAUUGAAAUGUGUGUUCCGGUCUUCUAUUUUCUUAGUAAAAUGCAUUCCCUUUGCCUAAA
Molecule: messenger RNA, 7121 nt
Organism: Pseudopipra pipra
Lineage: Eukaryota; Metazoa; Chordata; Aves; Passeriformes; Pipridae
Gene: ME2
Product: malic enzyme 2
Exons: 16
Coding region: 164-1900 (578 amino acids)
Biological process (GO): pyruvate metabolic process; malate metabolic process
Cellular component (GO): mitochondrion
Molecular function (GO): malate dehydrogenase (decarboxylating) (NADP+) activity; NAD binding
Source: RefSeq, a predicted model, not a curated record